AUGAAGAUUUGCGUGAUAUUACUUAUGGUUUCCUUGUUCUCCACCGCCUUCUCCGACGAAACAUCCGACCUGUACCUGUUGCCGAAGCCAUCGUCGAUUCUCCAGUACCCGUCGGAACACAAGAAAGUGGACGGCGAGGAGGUCAAUUUGUACUGCACGAGCUGGAGAUUCACGGCGGAGACCAACAAUCUCGCGCCAUGGAGCACAAUCCCGGCGGAGUGUGCGGAUUACGUUAAGGAGUACGUGAUGAGUAGAGGUUAUGUCACCGAUCUUGAGAGAGUCUCUGAAGAGGCUUCUAUCUUCGCGAACAGCGUCGAGUUCUCUGGCGACGGCAAAGAUAUUUGGGUUUUCGACAUCGACGAGACUCUCCUGUCGAAUCUCCCGUAUUACAUUGACCAUGGCUUUGGGUACACGUUUCCUCAAUCUCCCUUCAGUUUCUCAAUCUUGUUUUACGGAACAAUUCGUUUUGAAUUUGGGAUUUUUGUAGAGAGAGGAGUGGCACCAGCUAUAUCCCCAAGCUUGAAGCUUUACCAAAGAGUGUUUGAUUUGGGAUACAAGAUUUUCUUGCUUACAGGAAGGAAAGAGAUCCACAGGCUUGUCACUGUUGAAAACCUCAUCAAUGCUGGUCAAUGCUUUGUUUUGCAAAGAGUUUUGAUCUACGGAAUUUUACAAGGAAAGUUAUCAUCAUCAUCAGUAUCUCCAGAUGUACAGCACAAAAUGGCGACGCUGUACAAAUCUGAGAAGAGGAAUGCGAUGGUGAAAGACGGAUAUAGGAUUAGAGGCAAUUCAGGUGAUCAGUGGAGUGAUUUGUUGGGUUCCUCCAUGUCUGAACGAUCUUUCAAACUCCCAAAUCCAAUGUAUUAUAUCCCUUGA
Eruca vesicaria subsp. sativa (arugula) is the source of this 873-nucleotide messenger RNA. The record is from the annotation of a GenBank genome assembly. Lineage: Eukaryota; Viridiplantae; Streptophyta; Magnoliopsida; Brassicales; Brassicaceae.